Molecule: messenger RNA, 2030 nt
Organism: Drosophila albomicans
Lineage: Eukaryota; Metazoa; Arthropoda; Insecta; Diptera; Drosophilidae
Product: ras-related protein Rab-5A-like
Exons: 7
Coding region: 1022-1720 (232 amino acids)
Molecular function (GO): GTPase activity; GTP binding
Source: RefSeq, a predicted model, not a curated record
GGCAGAAAAUUGUUUUGGGAAGUUUUAAAGUUAAUAAAAUUAGAUUGUUGGGAAUUGGCUGGAAAUGAGCGCUGGCAUCAAUUGGCGCCCUUUUAUUAUAAGGGUGCCCAGGCAGCGCUCGUUGUGUACGAUGUGCAGCAUCCUCAGAGUCUAUGGACUGCCAAAGAGUGGAUCAAGGAAAUGCAAAAUAAGGUAUCUCGUGAUAAUCAUAGCUAUAAUUGGCAAUAAAUCAGAUCUAUGGGAUGAAUCUUGCAUCGAUUCUAUAGAGGUAAAAAAUUAUGCUUUCGAACAUGGUUUUAUAUUCAUUGAGACGUCUGUUAAAACGGAUCAAAAUAUAAAUGAACUGUUUGCAACAAUAACACAAGAACUGAAGACUAGGAAAACUCCGAUGUGUUACAAAGAAGUAGAAAAAGAAGAAGUAUCAAAGCACAGAUGUGGGUGCAUCUAAAUAGGGGAAUUUUUAACUACACCGAAUCAAACAUAUUUGCUACGUGCAACGGAGGCUUUAUUUAUCACUAUAUUUGGAUUCAACAUCCAUAUUAUAUUGCAAAUAAAGAUUUGCUAUGAAACAAAGAAAGAAAGGAUUGCACAAUAAUAUUACGAAGAAUAAUCAUUUAGUUUCAAGAAUUGAGUCAUCUUAUAAUUGCGAAAUAUUAUAUUAAGAUUGAUCCUAUGUUAUUAUGAUAAAUGUUUUAUUUUUAGUUAUAGUUAUUAUUGAAAUGACACUGACAGACAUAUAUAAAUAUAAUAAUCAUUGGAAUAUUUUUAGCAUUGCUUUCGAUUUACGCUUCGGGUUUCUUUGGCACUGCGCUUUGCUAUGAUGAUUGCACUUAAAGUAUUCGUUUAUGAAUACGUUCUUCCUAUUUAUAAAAAUCUAAUUAAAGAACAUAAUCCAAAUCGACUGAGUAUAAAUAAAUAUAUAAUAUCAUGUAUUGAAUCACACACCGCAAGCAAUAAAAUAUAAAUGCUUUAGAAUCAUAUAUACAAUUCCCGAGUACUGGAAUUGCACGCAUCUAAUUACAUGCUCAGUUUAUGGUUUAAGCUCGUAGAGUACGUAUCAAAAACAAUUAUGGGACGGUCUUCCAGUAUCAAUAAGGUCAGCAGAUUCGAUGUUAUGUUGCUUGGUGAUUCAGGUGUGGGCAAAACAUCAUUACUCAUGCGGAUUAUGGACGAAAAGUCUAUAGAGUUAAAGAAAACAUCAAAUACCACUGGACCUGAGCAAGUGAUAAAGACAAUUGUAUUGCCUGAUGCCUAUAUAAGACUUAACAUUUGCGAUACUCCUGGACCUGAACGUUUUAUUCACCUGCUGCGAACAUAUUACAAAAAUUGUCAAGGUGCAAUACUCGUGUACGAUAUACAGAAUCGAAAGAGCUUUGAAAGGGUUCAGGAUUGGGUUUUUACCCUCAGAGAGGAGAUUUCAUCAGAAUUCGUAAUCGCUUUGGCUGGCAACAAAAUGGAUAUGGAAAACAAUCGGCAUGUGUCGAAAGAAGAAGCUAUACAAUUUGCAACUGCGCAUAACUGUUUAUUUUUGGAGACAUCUGCAAAGAGUAAUGAAAAUGUGUCAUACACUUUCAAAGCGCUUGUAUUGGCACUACAUAAUCAGCAAGAAGAACGCAAUAAGGUUGCAAAAAACCAAGUAUCCAGCAAUGAAGUUGACCCCGAUCCUGAGGGGAGGCAGAAUGAGCAAAGACGAUAUUUUUUUCCUUGCUCCAUCUGUUAAACAAUUCUUUAUGCGAUCCGGCAACGCCAUGUCGCGAAUGCUUUUUAAGAUGGCUGCACUUACGGUCGGCAUAAAUAAGUAUAGCUUACCGUUAGCAAUAAGUAAAGUCUUGAAAUUAUUGCUUUUAUUAACUCAUUCUAGUUUUUAUUUUGAAAUCAUAACUUGAAAUAAAUAGUACAUACUUAUUAUAGUUCUCGAUUACAUUUUUUUUUCAUUUUAAUUUUCAAUUUUUCUUUUACUUUACUCUCGCAUUUUAAUUGUAUAAUAAAGUAUUGUAUAUGUGUAUAUAUAUAUAUUUUUUUUAUGAUUU